CGAUUACUGGUGGUAAGAUAAAAAAUCAUUCGUAAAACUUAGUUUAUUUUUUCCAAUAGAGAAAUGUUGAAACUGACUUUGGUCACCAUAGAAAAAUUUUAAAAUAGAAAAAUUUUUUCAUAGAGUUGUUUUGUCAUAGAGAUAUGCAGGAUAGGGAAAUAUUAAGGAGAAUUGUAUAGUUAUGGAGAAAUUUCAUAAUAUAAAUAUGUUAACACCUAAUUCUAUCAUAUUAUAGUAAAUUUUCUAGAGACUUAAUUUUCAUUGAGAUAUAUAGUAUCGAGAUAUUUUGGACAUGAAUUAUUGUAGCAUAUAUUUAUAUUUAAUAGAAUAAAUUUACACAGAGAUAAUUUUACAUAGAAUUAUUUUGCAACAUAAAUAUAUUUAAUAUUGAUAUUUUCGCAUAGAAAUCUAUUUAAGAGAGAUGUAUGUUGGUAGAAUACUAAAAGUAGAAAAGUAAAAAGUACGCUUGUAACCAGGUACGGUAUGAAUACAUGGCGCUGAUUGUAGUUGUGUAUGAAGAUCGUCAUUUAGUUUACUAUAUAUAAUAAAUAAUUCCAGUAGAUCUACCGUUAUAUAUAUUUUAUUGGUACGUGCUUCAGAGAUUUGAUUUUCUCUAUUGCUUAAUUGAAUUGACAGAUUAAAUAUUAAAAAAUAAUAAUGCCGAAUCCUAACUUUUGAGUAAGAAUUAAAAGCAAAAAUAAAUAAUCCUAUUUUCAAGUCCGCAGAACUAAUUCCAAGAUUAGUAGCGAUUAAAAAAAAGCUCCAAAAAAAGUAUUGUUACAGGUGAAAAAAGCUGUGAAAAAGUAUCCUUAUGAGAUAGUGAGAUUAAUAUCAUUCAGGCAAAUGUGGUAUAUCCUAAUAUCAAGACAACAGAGUCUACUAAAAAUGGUUUGAUUUACUGUCACCAGAUGUCAUUUCUUAAGUGAUAAAUAGAAUGGAUCUCAGAGUAUUAAAUAUGUUUCGUCAACAAAGAUUGAUAGCUGAAGAAAUAUAUAAGGACAUUCGUAAAAAAGUUAUACUCGGAACUGAAAGUGUCAAUACGAGAGUACCGUCGCAAUCGGAGGGUGAUCAAAGACCAACAAUUUUACAUUGUGCUAUUGAUUAUAAUGAUGAUGAUUUUAUUGAAUAUCUAUUAAAUAAAGAAAACACUCAAGUCAACCUUAGCAUCAGACAUUACGGUACAGCUCUUCACCAUGCUAUUGAUAAAGGUAGAUAUGGUAUUGUUUAUAAAUUAGUCGAUGCUGGCGCGGAUGUUAAUAUAAAAUCUAUACACCGAUUCGACGAUAGUUAUCCUUUGCAAUUAGCUGUUAGAAGAAAUCAUUAUUGUAUUGCUCAGUUUCUUGUGAGUCGUGGUGCAGAUGUUCAAGUUGUACUCAGACCCACAAACGGCUUCACUCGAUUGCGUAUUGCUGUAAGAGAGGGUAAAGAAGAUAUGGUAAAAUUCUUGAUUGAAAAUGGUGCUAAUGUCCAUGAAAAAAGUACAGAUUGUGAAUCAUUGCUUAUCGAUGCUGUGCGUCAUAAAAACGAUAGUGUUUUGAAGUAUCUUUUGGAAAGCGGUAUUGAUCCUAAUUCUCCGAGUAAUGGUGGCUGUAAUGUAACACCUUUGCAUAUUGCGGUUGAUAUUAAUAAUGCAGAAGCUGUUCAAUUAUUAUUAAAUCAUGAUGAUAUCGAUAUUAACCGACUAACAUCUAAUGGUAAUUCUGUACUUGAUUAUGCCAUUUUCACAGAUAAUGUUAUUAUUGUUAGGAGUUUACUGCUUGCUGGUAUUGAUUUUAAUAAAGUAGCAGCUAAUUAUUUCGAUGAUUCGCGUAGUUUUUGUGAUGUUAUUCCAUUAAUAAGACGGCAUAUUGUUAAGUUAAGUGCAGCUAAUUUGUACGUUAUGGACAAAAAAUUACAUGAUGUUAUUAGUAGUAACAAAUAUGCAAACAAUUAUCGUCAAAAAUGUUAUGAAGAAGUUGGUCAAUUAAAAAAAUGUAAAAUUUCCGAAACUAAUUUCAGUUUUUAUGAUGUUUUGCAUAGAAGUGUGCAUAAAAUUGCUCAGUUUUUAAGUUACGUUGAUAUUGAUGAUGAUAAUGGGACUUUUGAUGAUCAAGUAUUGAAAGCGGAAUUCCCCCUAUAUGGUGGAAUCAUUUUUUUUAAAUUACACAAAGCAAGACAGCGAAAAAAUUUAUUAGGAAAUGUUGAUGAUUUGUUUUUUGAUAUUUUUACAAAUAAACUUCCUGAUACUUUUGUCAGAAAUAUUUCUCGAUACUUCAGUAAUCGAGAUUUAAAACAAUUAAACGAAAAUAUGAACGUCGAUUCGACUAAAUAGAAACCUUAAAACUUGAAAACGUGAAAAAUUUUUUUGUCUUAUAUGUCCACGAAAAUAAUUAUGGAUUUAUUGAUGACAAAAUUACUGGUUAUAUGAUAGCUAUUUUUUGUACAGUUACAAUUUU
This is a messenger RNA of Microplitis demolitor, 2435 nucleotides long. RefSeq names its product ankyrin-3. The transcript has 4 exons. Gene Ontology annotation, molecular function: protein binding. The coding region runs from base 935 to 2311 and encodes 458 amino acids. The record is from RefSeq and is a predicted model, not a curated record. Lineage: Eukaryota; Metazoa; Arthropoda; Insecta; Hymenoptera; Braconidae.